GCAGACACCCGUGAGUUGAUGCGAAAUCUUGAGUCAGUUGACUGAGCGAGGAGUGAUGUCGAAACUGGUUGUUGUCGGUGGUGGUCGUGGAUUUAUUGGCAGAACCUUGCAAGCUGCUUUACAACGUCGAGGGCACGAAACUGUUCUUGUGUCAAGACAUGCCGGAGCUGGGCGUCUGACGUGGCAAGAUAUUGAAAAGUCUGGUUUGCCGUCGGAUACCAAAGCUGUGAUCAACCUUGCGGGACGGAAUAUAUUGGAGCCAGGUUCGCGAUGGACGGAGUUGUUCGAGGCGGAAGUUUGGAAUUCCCGUAUCAACACCACUAAGUUGCUGAGAGAUGCGAUUGUUGGUGCAGAAAAGCGUCCGGACGUGUUCGUUUCCACUUCGGCAGUCGGGUUUUACCAGCCGAACAACGCAAGAGAAUAUACAGAAGAAAGCGAGGGUGGUAAGGGGGAUUAUCUUGCUGAGUUGUGUGCUGCAUGGGAGGAUGCCGCGCAAAUUCCUGAGGAUGUUGCCGUUCGUCACGCAAUCAUCAGAAUUGGCAAGUACAAUAUCUGCGUCGUACUUGGCAGAGAUGGCGGAGUGAUACAGAACAUGUACUGGCCAUUCUUCUUUGGUGUGGGUGGACAUGUUGGGUCCGGAGGACAACCCUUUCCGUGGAUCCAUGUUGCUGACGUCGCCCGUUUGUUCGUGUACGCAGUGGAAAAUCCCCAGGUGAAGGGUGUGCUGAAUGGAGUCGCGCCGAAUUUAAUCAGCAACUCGCAGUUUGCGACCGCUUUAGGUCAAGCCAUGAAACGGCCUGCAAUAUUACCUGUGCCAAGUUUCGCCGUAAAUCUCAUGUUCGGUCCUGAAAGAGCGAAGAUCAUGUUAGAGGGACAGAAAGUACUGCCGAAACGAACCCUAGAAGCGGGGUUCUCCUUUAAAUACCCGAAUGUGGAAGACGCGUGCAAGCAGUGUAUAAACAUAAUGUUGGCAGUUGCGGCUGAGAUCAGUCAAGAGGCUCAAAAAGACAAGAUUCUGGACUGCGAAGAUCUCCCACCUAUUGAAAUUCCGCCCAACCAUCACAGACUUCAGCACACGUAUUGCUUAUGGUUCAGUCGAAAGAAACAGGGCAAGAAUACUUCGACGCAGAACUUCGAUCAGAAUCUGAAACGGGUCUACCGGUUCGCCACGGUAGAGCAGUUUUGGGAAGGUUACAGCUACCUCAAACGACCCAGCGAAUUGACGACCAAUUCGGAUUUUCACAUGUUCAAAGACGGCAUUAAGCCGCUAUGGGAGGACGAUGCAAAUCGGAACGGUGGAAAGUGGAUCGUGCGUUUGCGCAAAGGACUCUCGUCACGGUUCUGGGAAAUUCUGUGCAUGGCCAUGCUUGGCGAGCAAUUCAUGGUUGGCGAAGAGAUCUGCGGGGUGGUUGUGUCUGUGCGGUACGGGGAAGACAUAAUCGCGCUGUGGAAUAGGACAGCCAGUGAUCAGGCAACGACGGCCCGAAUUCAAAACACCAUCAAACGCAUUCUCAACCUCCCUCCCCAAACCGUGUUGGAAUACAAAACGCACAACGACAGUCUUCGCGACAGUUCCGGCUUUAGACAUGCGGAAACCUUUCGCCAGGGGGGCGUUGCAGCCAUGAGCUCGUGCGUGGUUUGCGGUCGCACCUGUGACGAGAAACUCAAGAAACGAAUAAUAGAGGUGCUUCAUUUCGAACAGUGUUCCAUCAAACAGUUCCUCGAGCUCAAUCACGUAAACCAUCGGAUAGAUGUACCGGAAUUUAACUUCAUCUGCCACUCUUGUGAUGACCUUGUCAGCGUCUGCGAUCUGUACAAACAGAAAUUUCACACGCACCUGUGUCAGCUGAGGCAGAGAUCCAUUUAUGAGACGCCAGUGGAGAACGUUGGAAUGCUGAAUGCGCCUGCAUCCUGGAGAGACGAGUUUUCGAAAGAUGAUCCAUUGAGAAUACAUGAUGAAGCACUUGUCAGAGGUCUGCAAAAUUGCGAAGUCAUUGUGAAAACCGAAGUUUUGGAAGAAACGGAUAAUGCUUCCGAAGAAGAUCGAAUAUCGUCUCAUGCACGUGAUCGCCCUCUGGGAGAAGUGGCGGAGAACAGCACAAUGCCUCCAUUACUUCUCGUCCUCAAACAGAAAACAGCUUCAGAAACUACUAGUUCAAAUAGAACUAGAUCGUCUCACGUUAAUGCUUCGUUGGAUUCUUUGACUGCGACUGAUGGCGUUGAUGUCGAAGGUUGCGGAUCUAUUACCGAUGCCAGACAGUACAAAAUCAUUGCCCCUCAGGACUCUGGCGCCUCACCGGACAAAGAAAACAGCAGAAGAAAGCGGAAAUCGAGUUCAAGUGCAAACGAGACGUUUGCCUCUACGGAAGACGAUCUACUGAGUUCAGGAAGACGAAGUGCUCUGUAUCCGAGAAAGCGAACACCACGUUCAGUAGCUUCCGAAGAAACGGAAGCUGAAGUCGGAGUGUCUAGCAGGUCAGCUUCUAAGAAACGGAAGGUAGAAUCCUUGGGAAAGAAGACCCUACCUGCGUUGUUGAAGUUCGAGCAGGCAUUGAAAGUCGAAUCCCAAAAUGCUCAAGGUUUUGAAGACUCAAUGAACGUGGCAUCUGGUGAUAAAGUUACAGGGUCGAGGAAGCGCAAAGCUUCGAAAACCCUGAAGAAAUCUGUACCUGAGAGCGACGCCUUAGAAUCUAUUCCUGUGGAAGAUUCAAAGGACCUAAUACAAGUCGACGUCGGACAUGAUUUUGUCGAAGAUUUUGGAGCUGAUGUUGAUGAGUCACCCAGCGAAACUUCUGAUCCUUCCGAAGCAGAAGAAGAAGAAGAAGAACCUGCUCCUAUAAAGAAAAAACGCGGUCGAAAACCGGGUACUCCGAACAAAAAACCUCUGAAGUCUGAACAGCUCGAUUCGAGUGAACCUAAAGUCCCCAAGUCUAAAUAUAUCGCGAGGCCUUGGAUCAAUUGCACCGUUUGCGAUUAUAAAACUCGUAGCCCCAAGAUCUACGCUGUGCAUAUUCGUGUGAAACACAGACUGGGUCCGUUCUUGAAAUGCGAUCAGUGCGACCAAGAAUUCCAGCACAACGAGCAGCUCCAAGUUCAUGUCAGCAAAAUUCAUUUGAAGCAACCACGGUUCAGUUGCGAAGAAUGCGGAAAAGCUUACUUUGGCUACAGAGCCUUUUUGAACCACAAGACGCUCAAGCAUCCGAAAUCGAAUGAAACUCAGAUUUGCGAAAUUUGCGGUGAUACAAUUUUGGCUAGCGGCGUUGCGAGGGAGCGACACAUACGGAAACACAAUCCAUCGAAACGCCCGGCGAGAACAUGUCAUAUCUGCGGCAAUGUUUACUACUAUGUUCUGGGUUUGCAAAAUCACCUCUUCAAAGCUCACGGGAUCGGUGAAGGAAUUCCGAAACAUUCUCGCGUCCGCAAGCGAUGCGAAUUAUGCGGAAGAAGUUGGUCGACGUGCGACUUUUACCGUCAACACAUGUACACAGUGCAUAAUAUCGAGGUCCCUGGUCUGAAAAGGUUCCAAUGUGCAUUUUGUCCUAAAGUUUUCCACGUGAAAAUGUUGUUGGAAUCUCAUACUCAUAGCCAUACGGGGGUGAAAAAGUACGACUGCGCGAGGUGUGGGUACGCGACCAAGUAUUAUUGUAACUGGGCAAAGCAUUUGAGAAAGGUUCACGGCGAUGAUCCGAAGCAGUAUUACAAGGAUCGCCCGCAUGCACAAAACCCUGCGAGUCAGAAUCCUCCGCCGCAGCCGGCUCUUCCCGCCCCGCCUCCACCUCCACCUCCUCCAGCAGAUUGAAGUUUAUUUUCCCGAGUUUUGUUUUGAUUGAUUUUUGCAGGUGGAAGAGUCGUUGACAUUGCUCUUUCGGGGAUUCCGAUUGGAAACGUACAAGUGCUUUAAAGUCGCAUGGAAUACUCAAUUCACCUUUUUUAAUUUUUCGUAUUCAGAAUACUUGGAAGUUUGCCAUGUGGAACUUGGGUGAAGUACAGUAAUGAACGGGGUGAGCAACCGAAGAGUGUAGUCUGCUUCCUGCCAUUGGACUGUAUGAUUGACCCGCUACUAGACCACGAAAAUAUGAAUACUUCCGGUAGUUUUGAACGCAUAAUUAUAAAAUUUUCUGUCGAAUGAAGUUGAGAUAAUAAAAAGCUGAAAAAUCCUGGCAUCAUCCGGAAAGCCCUAAGUUUUCGGCUCUUGAGGGGAGAAAUAAAUCCAAGUACGGAUAUUUUGGAGACCUGGAAUUGUGGUCGGCGCCUAGGAUGUUUAUGACAGGACAAUUUUUCAUCAAAAUUGAGGGUAAGUUCGUUGCAUCCGAUUAUUGUCCCUGAAAUGUGUGCAAAACGACUGGUAAACAUAUUGCAAUAGGAUUUCUUAUAGAAACGUUUUGAAAAUUGUUCUUUCCGUUCCACGGUGCUGACUACUUCUUCGUUUGAUAAUUUAUUAUUUUCCGUUCUUUCACCAUGUCCCACCUUCCUUUGACUAAGUAAUGCGUUCAAAACCGCGAACUAUUCAAGUUUUUUACGGUCGAUUAACUCGUAAACUAUCCUGUACUGUAUUGCAAAAUUAUUGAGCGAAUGUAUCCUCUUAAUUGAGUUACCCGCAAUUUAAAUUCGUCAAUAAAUUCAUGUCCGUGAAUUGGGAUUAUUUUCAGCAUAUUUUACUGACGGGUAAAAGGAUCGAAAUAAUUCACUUGUUCUCUCAUUUUGUCGUUCGACUGUAUGAGAACAUUGCUUGUGGCCUGCCCUGUAGUGUGCUGAAAUAUUCAAUAUCGUUUCCAUGCAUUUUCUAUGUGUUCUGAAAAUGGCAAAUUCAAUUAUAUAGAACCCGAAGAGGCUAUUCGUUAUCUUAAGAUAAUUUUGGAUUUGGGAAUUUCGCUCCGGUAAAUACAACUGUGAACCCAAUUUUGCGUUUAGCUGAAGAAAUGUCAGUUCGACAGCCAUGCUGGAAUCGUUUUCGGAGUGUAAAAGAUUUGGAUGAGGAUUUUUUUUUUACUUCGAUCAUCAGCUGAAAAAGUACAACAUUCGACCGCUAAAACGGUUUGAGAAAUCUUCCGUUUGCAAGAAUGUGGUUUUCGAAAAUUCUUUGCGGUCCCCGAAAGGGCAAACUUGUGACAAAACUUUCUUAGCAUUGUAUUUCUUUGUUGGUUUUUUUCAUGCUUCGUCGCUUUUUUUCCGCGAAUUCGGAAGAUGAUUCAAAUUGUUUGUAUGCCAUGACAUUACUUGCAAUCGUGUGUGCCGAUACCUGGUUGUAAGUUUUGUAAAUGCCUGAAUUCCGAGGGGAAAAAGCUUCGCAUAUUUGGACUUGUAAAA
This is a messenger RNA of Notodromas monacha, 5307 nucleotides long. NCBI's taxonomy places the organism in Eukaryota, Metazoa, Arthropoda, Ostracoda, Podocopida, Cyprididae. The record is from the annotation of a GenBank genome assembly.